CAAUUAAUGUCCAUAAUAAUAAUCAUAAUGUUAAUAAUACAACAAUCACAAUUAACAAUGUCAUGUGGUCCAGGACGUGGUGGAUCACGACGCCGUAGUCCACGUAAAUUAAUACCAUUAGUAUUCAAACAACAUGUACCAAAUGUAUCGGAAAAUACAUUAGGUGCUAGUGGCCUAAACGAAGGUCCAAUUACACGUAAUCAUCGUCGUUUUAAAGAAUUGGUUCCAAAUUAUAACCAAGAUAUAUUGUUUAAAGAUGAAGAAGGUACCGGUGCUGAUCGUCUUAUGACACAGAGAUUAAAAGAAAAACUAAAUACAUUGGCCAUAUCGGUAAUGAAUCAAUGGCCUGGUGUACGAUUACGUGUAACCGAAGGCUGGGAUGAAGACGGUUCACAUGCAUCAAAUUCAUUACAUUAUGAAGGCCGUGCCGUCGAUAUAACAACCAGUGAUCGUGAUCGUUCUAAAUAUGGUAUGUUGGCCAGAUUAGCCGUUGAAGCCGGUUUCGAUUGGGUUUAUUAUGAAUCACGUUUUCAUAUUCAUUGUUCAGUGAAAUCAGAAAAAUCUGAAUCAGCUCGUAAUGGUGGAUGUUUCGAUCAAAAUAGCACUGUUAUUGGCCACAAUGGUCAAACUAUAAAUAUCGAUAAUUUACGUAUUGGUGAUGAAAUAUUGACAAUGAAUCCAGCGACUGGCCAUCUAGAAUAUAGUUCCAUUAUAAUGUUUUUAGAUCGUAAUCCAUCGAUUGAACGGUUAUAUUAUGAAAUUGAAACCGAAUUCGGUCGAAUGAUUACGGCCACACCAUCACAUUUAUUAUUCAUAUCGGACACAGGAAACAUUGAUGAUAAACAUGAAGAAUUUGUAUCAAAAAUUGAAAUGAAUCAAUAUUUAUUUGUGGUCAUGAAUCAAUCUGAUAAUCAAAACAAAUCAGUAGCAGCCGCAGUGGCAGAAACAACACCAAGAUUGGAACGUAUCAUACGUAUAAGUACGAAAAAAUCCAAAGGAAUCUAUGCCCCAUUGACAGUAACCGGUACAAUUGUUGUAAACAAUAUUGUUGCAUCUUGUUAUGCCAUAAUCAAUAGCCAACAAUUAAGCCAUUUAUCAUUCAUACCGAUUCGUUGGUUAUAUCAAUUUAUCAAAUUUGGUGAUUAUUUAUCACAACAAUUACAUGUACAUCAUAGCCAAUUAAUUAUUAGGACGACAAAACAAUCUGAUCAAUCGCCAUCGCCAUCAUCAUUACCGAUUGGUAUACAUUGGUAUCCACGAUUAUUGUAUACAAUGUUUAAUUAUUUCAUUCCAAAUGAUUACAUUUAUCAAUAAUUUUUCAUUUCUUUGA
Messenger RNA from Dermatophagoides farinae (American house dust mite), 1330 nucleotides. RefSeq names its product hedgehog signaling protein (gene hh). Gene Ontology annotation, biological process: multicellular organism development; regulation of gene expression; protein autoprocessing. The record is from RefSeq and is a predicted model, not a curated record. Lineage: Eukaryota; Metazoa; Arthropoda; Arachnida; Sarcoptiformes; Pyroglyphidae. Gene Ontology annotation, molecular function: calcium ion binding; patched binding.